AUGGCAGCCAAACUAAACAGUCUUCUUUUCUUCCUCUUGGCCAUUAAUUUGCUCCUCAUGAUCAAUGCCUUCUCUCAUGCUAAUUCAGAUGAUGUCAAUAAAAACCCGGUGGUCACAACGCCGAAGUCCAGAAGCCUACUCUUGUCUUAUGGGCUUAGCGAGCCCGUGCUACCGCCGAAUUUGGGAAGCUUACGCUCGUCCUAUGGGCUUAGUGAGCCCAUGUCACCGGAUAUGAGAAGCCUUCGCUUGUCCCAUGGGCCCAUGAGCAUCCAUAGUGAGCCCGAUUCCGUGAUCCCACCAAAGCCCAAUCAGAAUUAG
Messenger RNA from Striga asiatica, 318 nucleotides. NCBI's taxonomy places the organism in Eukaryota, Viridiplantae, Streptophyta, Magnoliopsida, Lamiales, Orobanchaceae. The record is from the annotation of a GenBank genome assembly.